Molecule: messenger RNA, 675 nt
Organism: Didymosphaeria variabile
Lineage: Eukaryota; Fungi; Ascomycota; Dothideomycetes; Pleosporales; Didymosphaeriaceae
Exons: 2
Coding region: 1-675 (224 amino acids)
Molecular function (GO): oxidoreductase activity
Source: RefSeq, a predicted model, not a curated record
AUGAUCAGUGAAGCCCACCUUUCAGGCAAGGUCGCCAUUGUAACCGGGUCAUCGCGCGGUAUCGGAGCUGGCAUUGCCCUCGAGCUUGCCAAGAAAGGCGCAAAAGUGACCAUUGUGUUCACCUCACCCAGGAGCGAGGCAGGAGCGAAAGAGGUGGCUUCCCAGAUAGAGCAGCUCAAUAACGGCAGCAGAGCGAUAGUCGUACAGGAGAAUCUGCGAGAGGUCGAUGCGCCCGACCGCAUCGUCAAAGCCACGUUGGGGGCUUUUGGUCCCAAGAUAGACGUUCUCGUAAACAACGCGGGCGUCUUAUUGAGCAAAUCUCUGCAAGAGACUACCGCAGAAGACUUCGCUGCCAUCUUCGAUGUCAACGUUAGGGCGCCGUUGCUGAUGACCAAGGCUGUCGAGCCGUAUCUUCGCGCUCCGGGAAGGAUCAUCAACCUCUCCUCGGUCGGCGCACGUCAAGGUUUCGAAUCGCUGGCUAUGUAUGCCUCAUCGAAAGCUGCUAUCGAGGGCUUGACGCGAGGGCUGGCGGCCGAACUAGGGCAUGUGGGACACACCGUGAACGCGGUUGCGCCUGGCCCUGUGGAGUCAGAAAUGCUCGACGACGUGCCGCAGGACCUCGUGGAGGUUCAGCUAAAAACAACUCCGGUCGAACAUCGCCAUGGAACAGUGUGA